Molecule: messenger RNA, 1979 nt
Organism: Oldenlandia corymbosa var. corymbosa
Lineage: Eukaryota; Viridiplantae; Streptophyta; Magnoliopsida; Gentianales; Rubiaceae
Source: the annotation of a GenBank genome assembly
UCUUUUCCGAGCUUCAUCGUUGGCCAUACCGUUGGAAGCAGAAAUAGAGAAUCAGCAAUGCCGAGCAAGAAGAGGAAGAGAGUUGCGGAGAGGGGCACCAUUCAUCCCCGGAAUAAAUACUCCGAGAAGCCGCCGGAUUUUGGAGCUUUGGCCUCCCUUUAUCCGAGUUUUGAGCCUUACGUCUUCUAUUCCUCCAAAGAUGGUCGUCCCAGAAUCGACUGGACUGAUUACAAUGCCACCCGGGAGCUCACUAGGGUAUUACUCCUCCAUGAUCAUGGCCUCAACUGGUGGAUUCCUGAUGGUCAGCUUUGUCCCACGGUUCCUAAUAGAUCCAAUUAUAUACACUGGAUAGAAGAUCUUUUGGCAUCAGACAUCAUCCUAAAUACUCGAAUAGAUGAUAAUGUCGUAAAGGGUUUUGAUAUAGGAACUGGGGCUAACUGCAUUUACCCCCUUCUUGGUGCAUCUUUACUUGGUUGGAGAUUCGUUGGUUCUGAUAUAACUGAUGUUGCUUUGGAGUGGGCAGAGAGAAAUGUCAGAAGUAACCCACAUAUCUCUGAGUUGAUCGAGAUUAGAAAGGUUCAUACUAGGGAGAAGAAUCCCGAGGAGGAAGAUGUGCAUGCUGAACAAGGUCCAGAUAGCGAUGACUCUGGGGGGUCUAGCAACAGGGGGGUUGCUGAAAUAGGGCCUUCAUGCUUACCUUCUGCCAAGCUACAGUCUAGUGCUCAGAAGAAGUACCAAGCUCCUCCCAUACUUUUAGGAGUUGUUAAAGAUGAGGAGAAAUUUGACUUCUGCAUGUGUAAUCCUCCGUUUUUUGAGACUAUGGAGGAAGCGGGACUUAAUCCAAAGACUGCAUGUGGUGGGACUAAAGAGGAAAUGGUUUGUCCUGGUGGAGAACAAGCAUUUAUCGCUCGUAUUAUCGAAGAUAGUGUUCAAUUAAAGCAAUGCUUUAGGUGGUACACCUCGAUGAUUGGAAGGAAAUCAAAUCUGAAAUUCCUUAUAGCAAAGCUCCGGGAAGUUGGCGUCACUGUGGUGAAGACCACAGAAUUUGUACAGGGCCAAACUUGUCGAUGGGGACUUGCUUGGUCGUUUGUGCCUCCUUCUGGGAAGAUUUUGUCAUCCCAGGUUUCUGAGAGCAAUAACAAGUCUUUCAUGCUUGAGGGUGUCCAGCGCCAAUACAGUGCAUUUCACGUGUUGCAAUCAGCCGAGUCCUUUUUCUGCAGUUCUGGCACUUCUUGCAAACUAGAUUCCAUCCAGUUUAAGAUUGAUGUUAUUGCUUCAAAAGAUCAAUGUGAAUCAAUGCUUACGUCCGAGACAGAACCGUAUGGUGCCUUAAGCUAUCAGCACAAUUUGGAAAUGCCGGAUGUUUCAAAUCAAUUGGAUUCUCAAUCAAUUGACCUGCAUUUCAGUAUUUCGGUAAUCAUUCUAGCAUUAAAUUCGUAGCAGAUUUUUCUGGGAUCAUUGGAUCUGGAAUUUGUUGUAUAAGCCAUUCCUUUUCUCUAGGUAUUUCAGCAAAUCCCGGGUACACUUCUGGUGAAAGGUACAUUGCAGCAGAAAGGAAAUCCUAAUGCAGGAGCAUUUUCACUGGUUUUCUCAAAACUAGAAGCUGUUCUGAAAGCUAAAUUUUGUAAACCAAAGCCAAUUGCAGAACUCUCACGCUCCAAACAGCAGAGAUGAUGUGCAAGGCCUUAUCUAGCACUGCAGAAGUUAUAAGAUAUCAAGCAGCUGCAGUGCUUUUUCUUUUUUUCUUUUCUUCUGUACUUAAUAAUUACAGGUAGAGAGAUGAGGAUAGGAAGCAUAAGUCAUAAGUAAAAGGAAAUCCCAGAUUUUUGUAUGUGUUUCAGCUAAAGUUCAAUGAGCAACAAGUUUAUUCUAGGGUGAAUUGAGCUUGUUAUGGUAGAAUUUUAUUUUUAUUUUCCAAAUGGAACGACAAAUGGCUGGUUAAAACUUACUCACUUAUGAUGUUAGAACUUGAAUUUCCA